AUGCCCCUUCUCAACCCUCAACCCCGGAUUCUCAUAGCCGGAGCUGGAAUAGGCGGUCUCAGUACUGCACUGUCACUCCACGCUGCUGGCCUCACAGACAUUCACAUAUUCGAGGCAAGCUCACAGCUGACCACGCUUGGCGUUGGAAUCAACGUUCAGCCAUCAGCAGUAUUGAUUCUUAGGAACUUAGGCUUACUACCAAAGCUUCAUGAAAUCGGUGUUGAGACUCAGGAGCUCAACUUUUACAGCCGUCAGGGCAACCCAAUUCUGUCAGAGCCGAGGGGUGUAGGUGCAGGAUAUGCGAUUCCACAAUUCUCGAUUCACAGAGGAGAAUUCCAGAUGCUACUACUGGAUGCGGUGAAAGAACGCGUUGGCAGCGAUUGUAUCCAUCUCGGCCACGCUCUUGUCGGCUACGAGCAAGAUAACAAGUCUAUCACGGCCAAUUUUGUCCGACGCGGAAAUGACGAUCCAGCCGAGAUCCCAAGCAUGACAGGUGAUGUCCUGAUAGCAGCAGAUGGUAUCAAUAGCACAGCAAGACGCCUGCUGUAUCCCAACGAGGGACCACCACAUUUCUCCGGGCGCAUCCUCUGGCGCGGCUGUAUCGAGCGUGAGCCCUAUUUGACUGGAGCCUCGAUGAUCUGGGCAGGACAUGCCAAUCAGAAGUUUAUCGCAUACCCUAUUAGUGGCAGGUCAGCUCGCGCAGGCAAGUCGUUGGUGAACUGGAUAGCUGAGCUUCGAGUCCGUGAUGAAAGCAAUCCGGAUGUGACUCCGCCACCAACAGAUUGGACGAAGGCGGUUCCAAAAGACAAAUUUGAGGGCCCUUUCUCACAAUGGCAAUGUGGAGGGCUUCAGAUGAAGGAACUCAUAGACAGCACAGAGAAAGUGUUUGAGUUUCCUAUGUGCGAUCGUGAUCCGGUCGAUAGAUGGUCCUUUGGCAGACUCACGCUGUUGGGAGACGCUGCUCAUGCAAUGUACCCCAUCGGAUCCAAUGGGGCGACACAAGCUAUUAUCGAUGCAGAGACCUUGGCUAAAUGCCUGGUCGAGAAGCAUGAUGACUUGCCUGGUGCUCUUACCGCGUAUCAGGACUUGAGAUUGCCUCCGACGGCUCAGAUCGUCAUGGCAAACCGAGCUAAUGGACCUGAUCAUGUGCUACAGCUUGCCCACGAGCGAGCACCUGACGGUUUCAAAAACGUCUACGAUAUUAUCCCGAAAGAGGAACUAGAGAGCAUCGGUGCGACAUAUAAGGCCAUUGCAGGCUUCGAAAAGGAUGCCGUCAACCAGAAAGCAAAGGAUACAGAGCAAUUGGCCGCCAGAUUCGACAAACAACCGACAAAACUGAUUUCAUAA
Truncatella angustata is the source of this 1347-nucleotide messenger RNA. RefSeq lists its product as uncharacterized. The record is from RefSeq and is a predicted model, not a curated record. NCBI's taxonomy places the organism in Eukaryota, Fungi, Ascomycota, Sordariomycetes, Amphisphaeriales, Sporocadaceae. The transcript is spliced from 2 exons. The coding region runs from base 1 to 1347 and encodes 448 amino acids. Gene Ontology annotation, molecular function: monooxygenase activity; FAD binding.